Molecule: messenger RNA, 1126 nt
Organism: Coccinella septempunctata (seven-spotted ladybird)
Lineage: Eukaryota; Metazoa; Arthropoda; Insecta; Coleoptera; Coccinellidae
Gene: CkIIbeta
Product: casein kinase II subunit beta
Exons: 6
Coding region: 159-818 (219 amino acids)
Cellular component (GO): cytoplasm; protein kinase CK2 complex
Molecular function (GO): protein kinase regulator activity
Source: RefSeq, a predicted model, not a curated record
AUCCAAUAUCCAGGAUAAGGGCGAUAUGGCGGACAUGCAUAACCGAACUCGCUUACGUAUACCUAUAUCGUGUUCUGUGAUCAAAUAUUUGUGUAUGGUCUUUUUAUUUUUGUAAAUGAAGUAACGUAAGCGUGGCUAAUCAAGGCACGAAAAGAAAAAUGAGCAGCUCUGAGGAGGUUUCAUGGAUUUCUUGGUUUUGCGGACUUAGAGGAAAUGAGUUUUUUUGCGAGGUUGAUGAAGAUUAUAUACAAGAUAAGUUCAAUUUGACUGGGCUUAAUGAGCAAGUACCACAUUAUAGACAAGCGUUGGAUAUGAUUUUGGAUUUAGAGCCUGAUGAUGAUUUGGAUGAUAACCCAAACCAAUCUGACCUUAUAGAGCAAGCAGCAGAAAUGCUCUAUGGUUUGAUACAUGCAAGGUACAUUUUAACAAACCGAGGAAUUGCUCAGAUGGUUGAGAAGUAUCAGACUGGCGAUUUUGGAUUCUGUCCUAGAGUGUACUGCGAGUCUCAACCAAUGCUCCCUCUAGGUUUAUCUGAUGUUCCUGGAGAAGCAAUGGUAAAGACCUAUUGCCCUAAAUGUAUGGAUGUUUAUACGCCAAAAUCAUCCCGUCAUCAUCAUACAGAUGGAGCUUAUUUUGGUACUGGGUUUCCACACAUGCUUUUUAUGGUUCACCCUGAGUAUAGACCUAAGCGCCCAACUAAUCAAUUUGUUCCCAGAUUAUUUGGUUUCAAAAUCCACCCGUUGGCAUAUCAAUUGCAGCAACAGGCUGCGUCCACAUUCAAAUGCCCUCUCAGAAACUUCAAUAAUGGCAAACGUUAAAAUCAAAUCAAUUUUAUGUCAACAUUGUAAUAGAAUUGUGGAGGAACAUGUUAGUUUGAAGUAACUCUCAAAUUUUUCUUUCUCAAAUUCUAAUAACUUAUGAUUAUGGAACUUGUAUUACCCUGAACCUAAUUAAGGCUACAAUAAAAAACAAACUUGAUUGUUAUCCAAUCUGUCUGGUUGGUAAAUUGGAGGCCUACUUGUUCCACCCCUACAAACUUGACCCCCAUCUGCAUUGCAAGCAGAUUUAUAUUGAUUCUUUUGUUAUUUUUAGUAGUAUGAUUUCAAUAAAUCUGAGUUUAUUGCUU